UUCAAAGGAGGAGAUCUGCCAGGGACGCUUCUUACAGCCGAACCUCGACCCCGAAUGAAAUAAUCACAAAACACACUCACAGCAAGAUGGGUUUCACUGCGGCAAAUGCUCGCAUCGGCACUGUUAUGGUAGACGCUCUAGUGUCCCGACAGGACAGAGACGGGGAUCUUACCGAUGGUGACGUGCCAGAUGGCUAUACGUUGGAGCAUGGCCGAUAUGUUCCAUUCUGGUGGUCAAGAACGGGCCUGCUCAUCAAGUGGUCGGUCUUCCUUGGUUUCAUCAUCCUAUUCAGUGCGUACCUAAUCAUCGGCUACCAACAUGCCAAACGCCGCGUAAGAAAGGGUUUGAAGCCCUUGGGAUAUCACAGAUGGCUGCUUUCCCGCCACGACCUAGCUCGAUCAGACCCGCGCUACGCCUACCCUCAACCAGCCUACACGAACUAUGCGCCCGCACCCGCACCAGGCUAUUACGGCAUGCAGUCGAUGCCGCCGCCAGUGUAUGACCCAACCCGGCCGCCCAUGUACGACGGGACGCCGAUGCCGACGGGUGGGAAGAUCGAUCCGAGUCAGCGUUUAUCGCGCCCGGAGGAGGAGUACGCUGCGCCUUCGGGACCGCCGCCGCCGCCUGCUGCUUCGUUGAGGCCUGAGAGGACGGGCGAGAGCAACAACCCUUUCACUGAUUCGCGCCACUAAACGGAUGUUGAGAUGGGGGUAUGAGUGUUGGAGAUCAGGGAGCAAUUUGCGAAUAAAUUCCACGCUAUAUCGGGUGAACAGGUGCUCGUGGAACUGAUAGCCGACGCGGAUCAGAACUCACUGUCGCUGGUAGGCACGUGGUGCUGGACACAGCCGUUCGUGGUGCAUUGAGUCGGUCACAUCCUUAAGC
Pseudomassariella vexata is the source of this 882-nucleotide messenger RNA. RefSeq lists its product as uncharacterized. The coding region runs from base 87 to 692 and encodes 201 amino acids. The record is from RefSeq and is a predicted model, not a curated record. Lineage: Eukaryota; Fungi; Ascomycota; Sordariomycetes; Amphisphaeriales; Pseudomassariaceae. The transcript has 3 exons.